This is a messenger RNA of Dromaius novaehollandiae (emu), 15255 nucleotides long. RefSeq names its product SON DNA and RNA binding protein (gene SON). Gene Ontology annotation, biological process: regulation of cell cycle; regulation of mRNA splicing, via spliceosome. The transcript has 13 exons. The coding region runs from base 230 to 13135 and encodes 4301 amino acids. The record is from RefSeq and is a predicted model, not a curated record. Gene Ontology annotation, molecular function: thiosulfate-cyanide sulfurtransferase activity; RNA binding. NCBI's taxonomy places the organism in Eukaryota, Metazoa, Chordata, Aves, Casuariiformes, Dromaiidae.
CGCCGGACGGCCCCCCAGCCCAUGUGCGUGUCACCGCCCGGCUGCCUGCUCCGCCGGCGGAGGGGGAAGGGCGCCUCUCGCAUGGAGCCGCUCGGUAAGUGAGGGCAGCGCAGCGCCGGGCCCUGUGAUGCAGCACUCGCGUGCGGGCAGGCCCCCCUGCUAGGCGCUGCCUGCGCUGUACACACGGGGCGGCGGAGGCGCGGGGCUUGGCCCCGCUCCAUGGAGACCAAUGGCAUCGCUCCCACCCACCCCCACGGGCCCCGAGCCCGCCGGCACACACAGCCACACGCUUCAGCCCACCAUGGCCCCGGCGCCGCCGCUGCGGCCCUCGGCGAGCAAAUUCCGGGAGAUCCAGGAAGAGCAGGAGCAGCAGCAACAGCACGGCGGUGGAAAGGUAGAAGGCCAGCCCAAUGGUGACACAAUCCCAGCUGAGCAAGCCAAUCCUUCAGAUGACACUGUUGCUGGUGCUGGGAGUCGUCAGAAUGAUCAGAUAGUGCAGAAAAUAGAGGAAGUGCUCUCUGGAGCCCUUGGUACAGAGCUGCAGUGCAAAUCAGAUGUAGACAAAGAUACUGUGAAAAAUAGUUCUAAGUCUACAAAAAGAAGUCCUACUGAUGAAGUUGAAGAUGAAAUUCCUAGAAAAAAAUCAAAGAAGAACAAGAAACACAAAAGCAAGAAGAAGAAGAAAAAGAAGAAGAAAAGGAAGAAAGAGAAAAAACACAAAAAGCAGCCAAAGGAGUCAAAACUGAGUGCACGUCAUGGAGAACAUGCAGACUUACAGCCUGCAUCUCACUUGAUGCCAGAAAAUUCAAGCUCCAAAUUGAGUAUACAGCAUGGAGGAUCUGGAGAUUCAAAUCUGGCUGUUCACAUGCAGCCAGAAGAACUGUGCUUAAAAGUAAACGAGGAGCUUGAUAGACAAGCUUUAGGACUUGGUUCUCAUUUGAGAGCUGAUUCUCAGCCACCUAAGGAAGAUCUUGGAAGCGAGAAGGGGAAUUUGUGUGCAGCAGAUCCUCAAUUUAAUUUAGAAAGCAGCAAAUCUGAUAUCCAAGAACAUGCUAGUAUAACUCAAACUAAAAUUUGCACUAGAGAAGAACAAAUUAAAGAGUCCCAUGAAAAUAUUUAUCCUGUAGCUAUUAAUAUUAGUGGAAAGGGUGAACUCCAUGUUGAUACUGGAAAUGAUACGCUGUCUAGCAUCCCGUCUGGAGUUGCUAAUAAAUCUGAACUUCAGAAAGGUCCGGAAGUAACUUCGGAGGUAGUAGAAGCACUAAAAGAUUCAGAAGAUGUUCUGAAGUCUAAAGGCACUGGGGAGGCUUUCGAUACAACUCUUGAAUAUGAGACCAUGGAAGUGCUGAAGUACUCAGAAGCAGCUCUAAAAUCUGUGGCACAGAUGGGAGCAAAAGAAUUAGAAACAAACUCAGAAUCUGUGUCUUUGGCAAGUGAUUUGACAGUAAUUCCUAAAUCUGCAAGUCAGGCAGAUUUGAAAACUGUGAAAUUAGCUCACAUGUCUGUGGCCGUGGAAGAAGUGAAAAUUCCAGAAGCAACUGAAGAAUCUCUGCAUAUGGGAAAUGUGAGAAGUGUAGAAAGAUCUUUGGAACUAGGGGGUGUGACUGGAACUUUGGAGCCAGCACUGAAGUCCCUAACUGGAGCUGAUGAUUUGAGAAUGGCACAGCGCAGCUCCAUGGAGAGUGUGAAUGUCUUCCAAACAGCCUUGGAACCUGUAGCUAUGAUGGGGGCUGUGGGAGAUAAAGAAACAGACCCAGAUGUGGCUUUGCAACGUGCUUUUAAAAUACCUGUAGGAAUAGCUUUAACCCAGGUGGAAGCAAAAAUUGCCGAAAUACCCCUAGAACCAGGGGCUGUAACAAAGGUUAAAGAUGUUGAACCAAUCAGAGGCUCUGUGCAGACAGAAAAUGUGAAAGCUUUGGAAGAAGCUCUGGAGCCAGUUGCUGCGGUAAAGACAAAAGCUUUGGAAACAAUUGUGGAACCUGUGGGUAUGAUAGGAGCAAAAGAUGUCAAAGCAACUCGAGAACAUCUGGAAGUUGAAGUUAUCAAAGGUUUGGAAGGAACCAUUGAUUCUGCAGCAGUGUUAAAUGCUCCAGAAGUGGUCGUACAGCCUAAAGUGACAGAAACAAGAGCUUUGGAUAGAACCCAGGUAUUUGCAAUUCCAGUAGAAGUAACAAAUGUGAAUGUGGCUCAAGAAUCUCUACAGAUGGGAGGUGUGAAAAAAAUUCGAGAGGCUAAUGAUUUGGAAACAACUUUUCAAGCUGUAGCUGCGACAGAGUUAAAAGCAACAGUGAGCCAAGAGCCUCAGCAAACUGAAGAUUCAGGAGCGGCCCUAAAAUAUAUGGCCACAGAGGCAAAAGGCUUAAAAGCGCCUUUAGAACCUAUAACAGUUGUGGAGGCAUUUAUUCCCAAAACAGCUCCAGAAAUCCAGUUGGUAGAGGGUUGUAAAGGUCCACAAGCAACUGCAGAAGUUGUGGCAAUAGCAGGAAUAAAAGGUACAGAAACAAAUCAAGCUCCUCUGCAGUGGGAAAAUAAUGCUUCAGAAAUUCCAGAAGCAACUCUAAAGCCUGUAGCCAUAACGGAGGCAAAAGACUUAGAGGGAACUUCAUUACUGAGACAAGUAGAGGAGCUGAGAGAAUCAAGACCUGAGAGCAAGUCAAAUGUGAAAGAUUUGGAAGCAGCUCCCUUAUCUUUGCAGAAGGAAGAUGUGAAAGGUCCAGGAGGAGUCAGAAGACCAAUGGCUAUGCUAGAAGAAAAAACUUGGGAAACAACCUCACUGUAUUUGCAAACAGAAGAUACGAAAACUUUGGAAGGAGCCCUGAAACAUGGGGCUGUGGCCAGAGGUUUAGCAGCAGCAGCACUAGGUUCAGCAGUGGAGUCAAAAGGUUCAGAAAUAAAUCUGGAUCGUAUGGCAGGAGUAGAAGCAGCCUCAGAUGCUGCUUUCCCAGCCAUGAAAAUCGGAGAUGAAAAGCAUUUGGAAAGAAGCAGAAGUUCUGUGAGAACAGUGAAAAGUCUAGAAACAACCUUAGUACCUGUAGUGGAGACAGAAGGGAAAGAUUCAGAAGCAGUGCUUGGCAGAGCCAGGACAGGGGUGAAAACAUCUUCAUCACAUCUGCAAAUAGAAGAUGUGAAAGAUUUAGGAGGAGAUCCAGAGUCCUUAGCUAUGGCAAAGAUAAAAGCUUUGGAAGCAGUCUUACAGCCUGCACCCCUUUUAGGGGCAAAGGGCGUAGGAGAAAAUACAUGUUCUGAAGCCAAAUUUGGCACCCAAGUUUUGGAAGCAAGUCCAAGACCUCUGGCUGUAGAAAGUUCAGAAAGAACUCCUGAAUCUGUGUUUGCAUGUGUAAGCAUGGAGCCAGUUACAGAGUCCGAGGCACUGGCAGAAGUGAUGCAUUUGAAGACCGCAGCAGAGAGAGAACCAAAACAUGUGGAAACAAUUGUAGAACCUCUUGUUACAAGCAAAACAAAGAGUUUGGUCAUUUCACAGUCUGAUGUCAUGACAGACAGACAGUUGGAGAUAACUGCACAGACUGAGGUAACAAGGGUGAUGAAGGAUUCUGAAAUAGCUACCGGAUCUGCCAUUGUAAAAGUGAGAAAUGUAGACAGCUUACCAGAAGUUGAUGCAGUUUUAGAGGUAAAAGAUGUGGAAGCAAGUUCAAAAACUUUACACUUAACAGAAGUGAAAAAUUUGGAAACGGUUGUGGGAUCUAAAACAAGGUCACUAAUGCAAGACUUGGGAACGACCUUAGAAUCUGAGGCAACUGGAGAAGUAAAACAUUCUGAAAUUGCUCCAGAAGAUCUGAACAAAGCAAAGGUGAAGAACAAAGAAGCAGUACUGGAACCUGUGCAAACAGUGAUGGUGGAAACUUUGGAAAAAAAUUCAAAAUCGCUACACGUGGAAGAGUUGGAAACAGCUGUAGAAUAUGAGACUGGACGUAAGCCAGAAAAAAGUGAAACAGUAAUAGAAUCCCAAACUGUCAAAGGAGUAGAAUAUUGCAAAACAACUCCAGAAUCUCUGCGGACAGCAAUGAUGGGCGAUUCAGGAGCAAUGUUAGAAUCUUUGCCCAGAGUGGAAGAAAAAAUUGUGGCAUCAGAAGCAGUGACAGAAGUGAAAAACUUAAAAGGAACUUUGGAAUCUAAGGUUUCAACAGAUGUAAGAAAUCAAGGACCUACUGUAGAGUAUAUAAUUGCAACAAGGAGGACAGGUACAAAAAAAGUUGAGUCUUCACAUAUGGUCAGUUUAAAAGAUUUGGAAGAAGCUUCAGGAACCGAGAAAGGAAUGAAAAUAAAAUAUUUGGAGGCAGCAUCAGAAGCUAGAGAAAUGAGUUUUUUGGAAAGUAGGAAAGAACCUGCAAUAGUAGAAAGGAAAGAUUCUGAAAGAGUCACGGAGCCUGAGGUAUGCAUGCAUACCCAAGAUUUAGAAGCUUCUCAAAAAUCUGAAGAAGUAGGGGUGAUGAAUGUUUUACAAGACGCUUCAGAAACAUUCACCAUAGCAAAACAACAUUCAGAAGCUGUUUCAAAGUCUUUGCACACUGAUAAGCCAGAACAUCCGCAAGUAGUUCCAGAUGCCAAACCUGCUGCAGAAUGGAAAAGUGCAGAAGAGGCUCCAGAAAUCUUGAGUGGUGCUGAAAUGAAAUCGUCUGAAGCAGUUCCAAAAACAGGGGAUGUGAAAGAUCUGGAAACCAUGCUAGAAUGUGAAGUAGCAGCAGAAGUACAGUAUCAGCAAAUGGAGGAUAUAAGAGUUCCAGAACAGACUCAGGAAUGUGAGAUACAGGUUGAGAAGAAAGAUACAGAACAAGCUAUACCUUCUGAGUCUUUAAUAGAAGUAAAUGAUAGGCAGACUACUGCAGCAUCUGUGGCAGGUCCAGAGACGGCUUUUAGUUCUUUACAUGCAUCAGAUGAAAAAGACUCAGCAGCAACUCCUGAAUCUGAAAUGACUGGAAACCUAAAACACUUGGAAGUUGGUCCAGCUGAUGUGGCAGAGGCAAAAGAUGCAGAAGCAGCUCCAAUAUGUGCUGCUGUUGUAGAGCUGAAAGAUUCAGAAGCAGCUGCAGGGACAGAGGCAGAAACAAAAGAUUUGGAAGCAGCUCUGAGACCUGAGACUGUUACAGAAGAAGUUUCAGUACUGGUGGCAGAGCCAGGAGAGUUGGAAGAAAGUCCACAGCCUGAGGCUGUGAAAGAAGCAGGACAGGCGGAAGAAGCAAGAGAUUCGGAAACAUCUGAUGUGCAGCCUGAUGUGGCAGCACGAAUGAGAGAGACUCUAAUGAGACUUGAGAAAGUUUUUGAAAAAAGCCAUAGAAGUGAUAAAAAACACGAUGCAAAGAAACAAAAAAGGAGCCGCUCUAAGUCUCAUUCCAGGUCUAAGAAGAGGAAAAAAAAAUCAAGGUCAAGUUCUACUUCCAGGCGUUUGACCUCUAAAAGAGCACGUUCUAGGAGCAGAAACUAUUCGGAUUCGAGAAAAAAGCAUUCCAAAUCUAGAUCCCGGUCUGUGGAGAAGAGAGAGAGGAGAGUGUCUUCUCGGAGGUCCAGGCGCAGACGUUCCAGGUCCUCAGAUCGCUACAGGUCUAAAUCCAGAUCAGCAGAAAAGAGAGGGAGCAGGCUGUCGUCUGGGAGGUCCAGGCGUAGACGUUCCAGGUCCUCUGACCGCUAUAGGUCUAAAUCCAGAUCAGUGGAAAAGAGCAGGCUGUCCUCUAGAAGGUCCAGGCGCAGACGUUCGAGGUCCUCGGACCACUACAGGUCUAAAUCCAGAUCAGUGGAAAAAACACUGUCCUCACGAAGGUCUGGGCACAGACGUUCCAGGUCCUCUGACCGCUACAGGUCUAAAUCCAGAUCAGUGGAAAAGAGCAGACUGUCCUCUAGAAGGUCCAGGCGCAGACGUUCGAGGUCUUCUGACCGCUACAGGUCUAAAUCCAGAUCAGUGGAAAAAAGACUGUCCUCACGAAGGUCUGGGCGCAGACGUUCCAGGUCUUCUGACCGCUACAGAUCUAAAUCCAGAUCAGUGGAAAAAAGACUGUCCUCCAGAAGGUCUGGGCGCAGACGUUCGAGGUCUUCUGACCGCUACAGGUCUAAAUCCAGAUCAGCAGAAAAGAGACUAUCGUCUUGGAGGUCCCGACGCAGACGUUCCAGGUCCUCUGACCGUUCUAAAUCUAGAUCCAGGUCUUCAGAAAAGAGGGGGGGCAAAGAAUAUUCCUGGAGGUUCAGACACAGAGGGUCUGGUUCCUCUGAUCGUUCAAAAUCUAGGUCUAGAUCUGUUGAGAAGAGGGGUCGGAAGACAUCUCUGCGGAGGUCUAAACGUCAGCGCUCAAAGUCCUCUGACCGUUACAAGUCUAGAUCCAGAUCAGUAGAAAAAAGAGAUCGGAAGCAAUCAUCGCGGAAGUCUAAACGUCAGCGCUCAAAAUCCUCUGACCGCUACAAGUCUAGAUCUAAAUCAGUGGAAAAAAAGAAGGAGUCGUCACGAAAAUCUAAGCGUCGUCGUUCAAAGUCUUCUGAACGUUAUAAGUCUAGGUCGAGGUCUGUUGAAAAAAAGCGCAAGGAAUCUUCAAAGAAAUCCAAACGGAAACGCUCCAAGUCCUCUGACAGUGUUAAGUCAAGAUCUAAAUCCGUGGAAAAAAGAGAGAGCAAAUUACCUCCAGUAAAGUGCAGUAGUAAGCAUGUUGAGACUUCUGAACAUCAAGAGACAAGAACCAAAUCUCCUGAAAAAAUAGACGGUCCUGAACCUUCUUUGACAUCUGAAGGCAGCUCCUCCAAAUCCUCUGAUGGUCCUGUGUCAAUAACUUUGUCUGCUGAAAAGGUAAAUGGUCCAGAGCUGCCAUUGACAUCUGAAAGUGGAUUUUCCAAAACUUUAGAUAGCCUUGAGACAAAAUCCUCAUCUGUUGAAAAAACAGAAGAUCUGCAGCCUUCAGUGGUGUCUGAACUUGAAAGCGCCAAAGCCCCAGAUGACCAGGAAUUGAGAUCCAUGCCUGUAGAAAAAACACAGAUUUUGGAGCUUUCUCUGACAACUGAAAAUGGGUGUUCUACCACCCUUUAUGAUUGUGACUCUGAAUCUAUCCCAGCUGAAAAAACAGUGGCUCUGGAAUCUUCACCACAACCUGAACUUCCAUGUUCCACAUCCAAAUCAAGAUCCUCAUCUGUUGAAAAAGGAGGGGAUCCAAAGCCUUUUCUGGUAUCAGGUUUUCAGCUCUCCACAUCCCUUGAAAGUGAGUUGAGAUCUACAUCUCUCAAAAAAACACAGGGUCCAGAGCCCCUUCCGGCAUUUAAAAGUGGAUGCUCUGUCUCUGCUGAUGAUUACAACUCAGUCUCCUUGUCCUUGGAAAAAACAGAAGUUCAGGGGUCAUCUCUGAUGUCUGAAAGUGUGGUGUCUGACAUUACUGAUGGUCAUGAAUUGAGACCUGCCCCUGCUGAAAAAAGAGAGCUUCAGAAGAUUUUGCAGAUGCCUGAAAGUGGAUCUUCUAAAUUGGCUGACAGCCCUGAGUCAAGGUCACUCUCUUUUGAAGCAGCAGUGGUUCAGGACACCAAACUUACACGCUCCGAGUUCCCUGAUUCCCAUGUGCCAGGUGCUGACUUUUUUCAAAUAGCCAGGGUGCAGGAGCCUUCUCUGGCUUCUGACAGUGGAUGGUCCAAGUCUCCUGAUAGACAUGAAUCAGGAUCCAGCUUUGCUUCAAAAACAGAGGAGGUUUCAUUGAUGCUGGAAGGUGGGUCCUUCAAGUCACCUGAUGAAAAUGAAUUAGGAUCCUUAUCUGCUGAAAAAGUAAAGGCUCCAGGUGCUUCUCUGUCAUGUGAACGUGCUCCUCUUGAGGUCUCAGAUGAUGUCAUGUCAGAUUUGUCUUUUGAAAAAGCAGAGGAGGUUGUUACAGCAACUGUAGUGGAAAGCUACAAGUCUUCUGAAGUUUGUGAGUCCAGAUCAUCUGUUGACAAAGAUCUAGGCAGUCUGGAAUCUUCACAGAUACUUGAAAUUGGCUGCUCUGAAUCUUCUGAAAUCCGUGGAUCCCUGCUAGCUGAAAAAAUAGAGAGCAUAGAAUCUUUUUCAACGUCUAAAAGUGGAUUUCCCAUGGACCGUGAUGGCCAUAAGUCAAAAUACAAUUUUUCUGAGAAACUGGUAGGUGCAGAACUGUCAGUAGCAUCUGAACUUAAGUAUUCUGUAUUGCCGGAAGGCCAUGAAUUGAGAUCCACUGCAGCUGAAAAAUCAGAUACACAAAAGCCUCCUCUUCCACUGGCAAGUGGAUCCUCUGAAUCCACUGAUAUUUGUGAAUCAGUAAGCCCUCUUAAUGAAAAAUUAGACUCCCAGAUGCCUUCUCUGACAUCUGAAGAUAGAGUUUUCCUCUUGCCUGAUAGUCAUGAGUUGGGACCUAUCCCUGCUGAAAAAGUGGAGGUGCAGAAGUCAUAUACGGCCUCUGAACUUCAAUGCACUGUAUCUCCUGACAGCUACAAGUUGAGAUCUGCCUCUGAAGAAAUACAGGUGCAGGAGCCAUCUCUGAUGUUGGAAAGUAGAUGUUCCAUUUCCUCUGAUGGUCAUGGGUUGAUAUCCACCCCUGCAGAGAGAGUUGAGGUGGAGGAGUCUUCUCAAAUAUUUGAGAAUGAAUACACAAUGUCCCUUGAUGGCCAGGAGUUGAGAUCAACCCCUGUUGAAAAACCAGAGGUACAGGAACAUUAUCUGACACCUGAAGGAAGGUGUUCAGUCUCCCCUCCAAGCCAGGAGUUGCUGUCAUCCCCUGUUGAAAAGGUAGAGGUGCAAGAGUCUUUGACAUCUGAAAAUGAAUAUGCUGUAUCCUGGAAGGGCCAGGAGCUGAGAUCUAGCUCUCUUGAAAAAGUAAAAAUGCAGGAGCCAUGUGUAAUACCUGACAAUGAAUAUGCUGUAUCUGCUGAAGAUCAGGAAUUGCCAUCUUCCCUUGCUGAAAAAACAGAGGUACAGGAGUGUUCUUUGCUGUCUGAAAAUGAAUAUGCCAUGUCCCCUGAGGGCCAGGAGUUGAGAGCCAGCUCUGCUGAAAAAGUAGAGGUACAGGAACCUGCUGUGAUGUCUGACAGCAAAUACACCAUGUUCCCUGAAGGCCAGGAAUUACAGUGUACCCUUGUGGAAAAAACAGUGGUGCAGGAGCCUUCUCUAAUAUCUGACAGUGAAUGUGCUGCAUCCCCUGAAGGUCAGGAGUUGCUGUCUACCAUUGUUGAAAAAACAGAGGUACAGGAUUGUUCUCUGCUGUCAGAAAAUGAAUAUGUUUUAUCCCCUGAAGGCCGUGAUUUGACAUCCAGCCCUAUUGAAAAAGAAGAAUCAGAGGAACCUUCUGAAACAUCUGAAAGUGAAAGUUCAAUGUCCACCGAUAGCCAGGAGUUGCAGUCUACUCUUGUUGAAAAAACAGAGGUGCAGGAGCUGUCUCUGAUGUCUGAAGGUGAAUGUGCAAUGUCCCCUGAAGGUCAGGAGUUGCAGUCUAGCCCUGCUGAAAAGGCAGAGGCUAAGGAAUCUUCUCUGACAUCUGAAAAUGAACAUGCUCUGUCCCCUGAAGGCUAUGAAUCAAGACUGACCCAUGAUGAGAAAGUAGAGGAUAUGGAUUCUUCCUUGACCUCUGAAAAUGAUCAUUUGUCUUUUGAGGGUCAGGAGUUAAGAUUCACCCCUGUUCAGAAGGCAGACGUGCAGGAGCGUUCUCUGACACCUGAAAGUGAACGUUCAGAAUCCCCUGAUGGCCAGGAGUUGAGAUCUCCUUUUGUUGAAAAAGUAGGUGGUCUGGAACCUUCUUUGACAUUAAAUGAUAGAUCCUCCAUGUCUGCUGAUGGCAGUGACUUGAAAUCCAUCCCUGUUGAAAAAAUGCAGGGUGGGAUGCCUUCUUUAGUGCCUGAAAGUGGAUGCUUCAUGUCCCCUGAUGGCUACAGCAUGAAAUCUGUCCCUGGCGAAGAAAUAGGGGAUCUGGAGCCCUCUUUGAUAUCUGAACGUAGACAUUCCAUGUCCCCAGAUCAUGAUGGCCAUGAGCUGAAAUCUCCCACAGAAGAAGAGGGUCUAGAGUCCUCUUUGACUUCGGAACAUAGAAGAUCCAUGUCCCCUGAUGGUCAUGACCUGAAAUCUACUGUGGAUGAAGACAUAGAAGAUAUGGAGCCCUCUUUGACAUCUGAACGUAGACAUUCCACAUCCCCUGAUGAGCAUGAAUCAAGAUCUACCAUUGGUGAAGAAGCAGAGUACCCGGAGCCACCUUUGACAGGUGAACGUAGACACUCCAUGUCUUCUGAUGGCCAUGAGUCAAGGUCUACCACUGGUGAAGAAAUAGAGGAUGUGGAGCCCUCCUUGACAGCUGAACGUAGACAUUCCACAUCCUCUGACGAGCGUGAGUCGAGGUCUACCACUGGUGAGGAGGUAGAGGAUGUGGAGCCCUCUUUGACAACAGAACGCAGACACUCCACAUCCUCUGAUGAGCAUGAGUCAAGGUCUACCACUGGUGAAGAUGUAGAGGAUGCAGAGCCCUCUUUGACAGCUGAACGUGGAUGCUCUGUGUCUCCUGAUGGACGUGAAUCAAGGUCUACCACUGGUGAAGAAGUAGAGGAUGUGGAGCCCUCUUUGACAGCUGAACGUAGACAGUCCACGUCCUCUGAUGAGCAUGAGUCGAGGUCUACUACUGGUGAAGAAGCAGAGGAUGUGGAGCCCUCCUUGACAGCUGAACGUAGACACUCCACGUCCUCUGAUGAGCAUGAGUCGAGGUCUACCACUGGUGAAGAUGUAGAGGAUAUGGAGCCGUGUUUGACAGCUGAACAUAGACGCUCCACAUCCCCUGAUGGACGUGAAUCGAGGUCUACCACUGGUGAAGAAGCAGAGGAUGUGGAGCCCUCCUUGACAGCUGAACGUAGACACUCCAUGUCCUCUGAUGAACAUGAGUCAAGGUCUACCACUGGUGAGGAGGUAGAGGAUGUGGAGCCCUCUUUGACAGCCGAACAUGAACACCAGGAGUCACUUUCCAUGCCUCUUGAAAAGCUAGAGGGACAGGAUUCUUCCUUUAUGCCUGAGAGUAGGCGUUCUGAGUCUUCUGAACACGAGAGAUCUAGAUCCAAAUCUGUUGAAAAAGCAUCUGACAAAGAGUCUUCACGAAGAUCUAGAAGCAGACGCUCAAAAUCUCUUACUCGCCAAAAGAGUCGAUCGACAUCCCUUGAAAAAACAGCAGACAAAGAGUCUUCACGAAGAUCUAGACGUAGACGCUCUAGGUCCACUGCUCGCCAAAGAAGUAAAUCCACAUCUGUUGAAAAAACAGCCGACAAGGAAUCUUCACGGAGAUCUAGACGUAGACGCUCUAGGUCCACAGCUCACCAAAGGAGUCGAUCCACAUCUGUUGAAAAAACAGCUGACAAGGAAUCUUCACGGAGAUCUAGACGUAGACGCUCCAGGUCCACUGCCCGCCAAAGGAGUCGGUCCAAGUCCAUUGAAAAAGCAGCUGACAAAGACUCUUCACGGCGGUCUAGAAGCAGACGCUCCAGGUCUUCUCAGCGCAGAUCCCAGAGGUAUGAUACAGAAUCUCGCUCUAGACGGAAUCGCUCCAAAUCAGUAACACACAGAAGAGCGUCAAGAUCAAAAUCUAAUCGUCGCUCUCGAUCUAGCUCACUGUCUCGUUCAAGGCACAGAAGAAGGAGUAGGUCAAGAUCGGCAUCAAGAAGAAGGCGUUCUUUAUCAAGAGAUAGGCGUAAAAGAUCUCAGAGAAAUAGAUCAAGAUCUACUGAUAGAAGAAGGAGAAGAUCCGAUUCAAGAGAUCGUAGAAUAUCACUCAGGUUGCGUAGCAGGAGUCGAACACCUAUUCGUCAAAGGCGAUCAAGGUCAAGAGGAAGAAGACGGAGCUCUAGUAGGUCACCAAUUCGACUACGGCGAUCGAGAUCUUCAGGGAGAAGAAGAUACAGCAGAUCACCUGAUCGUCGAAGGUCCAGGUCAUCUGAGCGGUUUUCAAGCAGAUCGCCUAAACGUCUUACAGACUUGGACAAGGCCCAGCUACUUGAAAUAGCCAAAGCUAAUGCAGCUGCCAUGUGUGCUAAGUCUGGCGUUCCGUUACCACCAAGCCUGAUGCCUAUGUUAGCUCAAAAGAAAGACGACAAAGCAAAUAAGUCGUCAAGAGAUACUCUAAAGGAGCUCACUGAGAAAUGCAAGAAGAUUGCUCAAAGUACAGAUGAUGUGAUAGUGAAUAAACCUCAUGUUUCUGAUGAAGAAGAGGAAGAACGUCCUUUCUAUAAUCACCCCUUUAAGCUCAAUGAACCAAAACCCAUUUUUUUCAAUUUAAGUACUCCAAGUAUAAAACCCGCACCACCACCACAACCGAAAAAUCAGGUCAGCCUGUCAAAGGAAUUUCCUGUCUCAUCUGGGUCUCAGCAUAGGAAAAAAGAAGCAGAUAGUGUCUAUGGUGAAUGGGUACCAGUUGAAAAAGGCAAAGAAGAGAGCAAGGAUGAUGUUUUCCCCAAACCAGCCAUUGAGGCUGUGGACAUAUCUACAGCUAUGAAUGAUCGAGCAGUGGCUCAGAAAAGGCUUAAUGAGAAUACAUUUGAUUUAGAGGCCAUGUGCAUGUUAAAUCGUGCACAGGAACAGAUCGACGCCUGGGCUCAGUCAAACUCCAUACCUGGUCAGUUCACAGGAAGUACUGGAGCACAAAUAUUGUCCUCAGAUGAAUUGACCAACAGUGGUCCCCAAGCAUGGAUUAGAAAGGAUCAGUUCUUAAGAGCAGCCCCUGUAACUGGAGGAAUGGGAGCUCAACUGAUGAGAAAAAUGGGCUGGAGAGAAGGAGAAGGGCUGGGAAAAAACAAAGAAGGCAGCGUGGAGCCUAUUAUGGUUGAUUUUAAGACGGAUCGGAAAGGGCUUGUUGCUGUGGGAGAGAAGGCACAAAAGAGAUCUGGACAUUAUAGUGUGAUGAAGGAUCUUUCAGGUAAACAUCCAGUUUCUGCAUUGAUGGAGAUCUGUAACAAAAGAAGAUGGUCACCACCUGAAUUUGUGUUGGUGGAUGAUAGUGGGCCUGAUCAUCGCAAACAUUUUAUUUUUAAGGUUAGAGUCAAUGGAAAUGAAUAUAGGCCUACUUUUGCCAGCCUUAAUAAGAAGCAUGCUAAAGCCACAGCAGCAACUGCGGCUCUCCAAGCGAUGGGACUUGUACCAAAGGAAAGCAUGGCUACUACCACCAUGUUUAGGAGUGCCUCACACCGCUAGAUAUUGUUUUUUAUAUUGACAUUAUUUCAGAUAAUUUUACUCUGCACAAAAAUGGUAUUUGCCCUUUCAUGUUGUAAAUACAUUGGCAAUUCCCACGUUGUAAAAACUGUACAGACACCUUCAGGUUUUUCUUUUGUACCAUCAAAAUGUAUUUAAAUCAUACUUAGUUUUUGGUAUGUUUAUAUUGUUUACAUUAGUGAUGUAAUUAUUUCUUAAAUGACUAAAAUCAGACAACAGACUCUGGAGGCAUCAGUAAUCUAAACCCUUGUUUUAAAACUCAUGCAAUUUCUCUUCGAUAUGGAAUGUUAACACUUUCAUACUGUUUUGUACUAUGCUGCAGUUUUCCCUGGUCUUGGUAAAGCUACUCUUGCACUUUUGCCUACAGCUGGUAAAAGGCCAUGCAGCUUACCUUAGUCUCUUCGGGGCUGGCGUGUACUGCUGGACAGAUACCGGGCCAGUACUGCUACCCCUGUGAGAAAGCAGGCGGUGGUAGCCCUGUUGUACAGUGUUACCGCUGCAGCUUCUCUUUGACAUUUGUUUGGGGUUUAACUCAGUGGUGCACCACAACUGGCCAUACAGCCCAUAUUCUAGGACAUACAUGGUUAGGCAAAAGACUUGCUUUAAGUGGGCGGGCAGAUGGUCCAGCGAUGGAACUGAUGAGACUUGCAAUGUAAAAGCAUCUCUCCCUGCAUGUUCUAAGAAGGGAGAUAAUGGAGUUGUCUAUUCCAAACAAAUUAACACACUGCCUGAUGUUGAUUGUAUGAAUUUGUGGUUAAUGUGAAUUUUAAACUCUUAACAAAUCUACAACUGGAUUUGCAGGGGGGGGGGGGGGGGGAUAGAAUGAUGCUUCAAUUGUUGUACCCAACUUGGUCAAUAAAGCAGCACAAGUUCAUAAUCUUAAUCACUGGUCAGUAAACAGUAAUUAAAAAUCUAUGCCCGACCAACUUUUUGAAAAUACGCCCAGUAUAAAAGUAUGUAUCGUGAAGAAUAGCAACAGCUGUUAAGGGUUGCAGAAUCCAUUCUAGUAAUUUGCAGUGUUUCAAAAUAUUACCAAAUUAACUCCUUGGGCUCUAAUUUUCUGUAAUGGUACUUUGCCUUCAAGGAGACAGCCUGAUCCAGAGUUUUGGCUGUUUGAUAGUGGAGAGGAUGCAAAAAGACUUUUUUUUUCUUUCUUUCUUUCUUUUUUUUUUUUUUUUUAAGAUUUAAGAAAUAUUAGUAAUUUAGCUAUGUGCACUUUGAAUUUGAAAGGAAAGUUUUGGCUGCAAAGAGCAUUGUACAUCUCUUCGAGAUUUGUCUCUGUUAUGAGCAGAUUGCCAGGAUUUAUGGCCUGUAGUAGUCCAGAUGCUUAUUUUUGAAAAGUCUUUUUGAGGUUGUUUCUUAUUACAUCCACUGACCAAAGCUUCAUCUGGAGAAGGAACAAAAUAUAGUUUGUAUACAGUACGCAGUUGCUCUGGCCUACAGUGAAUGACCCUUGCAGCAGCAGUAGGAACUUGGAGAUGAGGAAUUACUAGUACCUCUUCCUCCACGAAGUGAAGUUAUUUGUGUGUUCUCUCAACCAUUACUGAACAAAGCCUCUUUCUCUGCCCCAAAGGGAUGAGUAGCAGUGUCUCAUUUUGCAUGUGGCAUAACGGAGGGACAGAGAAAUGUUCUGAAUUCUCUACCACAUGUUUCCAAGAAAUAAGGCCCCUUAGUCUAUCAAGCACUCUAGAAAUGCCUGAAUUAAUCAUAAGUUUUGUGGAUGUAGUUGUCUUUAAUUAAACACUUCUUUUCCGUUUGGCUUCUUGCCUUCAGUCUCUGAGUAAAAUUGUUGUUAGGUCUCCUUUCCUUCCUUGCUGAAAUAAUUGGAAGGUGUGUAAUAAAUGUAAAUAGGAUGGUAAGCAAUGGAAGGGCAUACUCUGGGAGAACUGGAUGUCACACCUGUCUUAGCUGAAGUCUGGCUCAAUGUAAUGUACAGCUCAAUGUAAUUAGCUCAGGAUGUGGGAGGCAGCUGUUAAUCAGGCUUUUGUUACUGUCUGAUUUUGAUAUACCUAAAACAUUAUCAGAGAUGUUGAUUAUUCUGUUUAGUCUAUGCUGUCCAUGUAAGCUCUUGGCUGCGCAAUAUCAAAUCUGGGAACAUACAA